Molecule: messenger RNA, 1209 nt
Organism: Ogataea angusta
Lineage: Eukaryota; Fungi; Ascomycota; Pichiomycetes; Pichiales; Pichiaceae
Exons: 1
Coding region: 1-1209 (402 amino acids)
Molecular function (GO): NADPH dehydrogenase activity; FMN binding
Source: RefSeq, a predicted model, not a curated record
AUGUCUGAAAUCAAGUCGCUUGCAGAAAGCAACCUGUUCAAACCAAUCAAGGUCGGAAACGUCGAGCUGCAAAACAGACUCGCGUAUCCGCCAACGACCCGGCAAAGAGCCACUGCCGACUUCGUGCCGACCGACUCGAUGCUCAAGUACUACGAGCAGAGAGCAGAGAACAACGGCGGCCUGCUUGUGGCCGAGGCCACCUACCCCGACUACAGCUUCGGCCUAUACCCAAACACGCCGAUGAUCAAGACGCCGCAGCAGGUGGAGGCCUGGAGACAGAUUAUCGAGGCUGUGCACAGCAAGGGCUCCUUUUUUUCCGUGCAGCUGUGGCAUCUGGGCAGAACGGCCAGCGCCUUGUUCAACAAGUCCAAAGGUCUGCCGCUGGUGGGUCCGUCCGCGUUGUAUAUUGACGAGGCGUCGGAAAAGGCCGCCAAGGAGGCGGGCAACGAGCUGAGAGAGCUGACGAUUCCUGAAAUCGAGGGCAUUGUGAAGGAAUUCGCCGCUGCUGCCAAGAGAGCCGUCCACGAGGCCAAGGCGGACUUUAUCGAGCUUCAUGCUGCGCACGGUUAUCUGCUCGACCAAUUCAACCAGCCAAACGUCAACAGGCGCACCGACAAGUACGGCGGCUCGAUCGAGAACCGUGCCCGGCUGAUUUUGGAGGUGGUGGAUGCCUGUGUAGAGGCCGUUGGGGCCGAGCACGUGGCCAUCAGACUGUCGCCGUACGCGGCUGUCCAGGGAGUUGAGGGCGUGGAUGCCGAGAUCCACCCGAUCUCGUACAUUGGGUAUGUGCUCAGCGAGCUGGAAAAAAGAGGAAAGCAAGGCAAAAGACUGGCGUACGUUUCCGUCGUGGAGCCAAGAGUGAAUGGAAUUUUCGACAGCAAGGACGAGAGAGAGUUUAACACCUCGUGGAUCGGCGAGAUCUGGAAGGGAGUGCUGUUGAGAUCGGGUGCGUACCUGAACCAGAACUCCAAGUUCAUUGAGCAGGACGUGAAUGCGAACGACAGAACGCUGAUCGGUGUUUCGAGAUACUACACCUCGAACCCAGACCUUGCGGACAGACUGAAGAAGGGUCUUUCUCUGACCCCGUACGACAGAUCGAAAUUCUACAAGAGUCUUUCCAACGACGGAUACCUCACUUUCACCAAGUACGGAGAGGACACGGAGAAAUACAAGGACCUGGUGGACGUUGUUCCGGAGGCCCUGGCAUGA